Molecule: messenger RNA, 1467 nt
Organism: Lipotes vexillifer (Yangtze River dolphin)
Lineage: Eukaryota; Metazoa; Chordata; Mammalia; Artiodactyla; Lipotidae
Source: RefSeq, a predicted model, not a curated record
AUGGGCGGUCGGCGUGGCCCCUACUCACCGGCCAGCUCUGCUCUGCAGCCCGCAACCGCCGCGGCUUGCGGGCUCGCUCCCGGACUCCCCGAGGGGGCCCCCGCCACCAAGCGGCGCCCCAGAGGCGCCGGCAGGGGGCGUGAGCGAGCAGCGCGGGGCAGCCUGGGAGAUGUGGUCCCGCGGCCCUGCGCCGUCUCCCGCCUGCGCAGUGCCCGGGCCGCCCGGCGUGGUACCUGUAUCCCCAAGCUCUGUGCCCGGGCCGCCCAGCGCGGUACUUGGACCGCCAAGCUCGGGUGGUUCCCUGACACGCCCUCCCUCUCGGUGCAGCCAGGCCCCGUGGUGGCCUCAGGAGAGAACGUGACCCUGCUGUGUCAGUCACUGAGCACAAGGGAUACUUUCCUUCUGUCCAAGGAGGGGGCAGCCCGGCCCCCACUGCGUCUUAGAUCAAAGUACCGAGGUGGGCAUUACCAGGCCGAAUUCUCCAUGAGUCCCGUGACCUCAGCCCACAGUGGGACCUACAGGUGCUACAGCUCACUCAGCAGUAACCCCUACCUGCUGUCACACGCCAGUGCCCCCCUGGAGCUCACGGUCUCAGCCUCAGCCGCUGACCUUGCUGAGAACCGGACGCAUCCAAGGGGGAACUUCCACAUCCCGCACAUCUCUGUACACCUGCGUCCAGACAGGCCUCCCCACCGCUGGCUCUGCUGCCAGCUCUGCACGGACUCCGAACGGCUUCGCGCAGGGGUAACGGGACAGCACCUCACCUCCCGCCCCGCGCUGUGCCUCCCUCCCCGGCUCCGGGGCUCCCAUACUGACCGCGCCCUGAGGAGCAGGGGCAGCAUCCGGGGUUUCACCGGCCACAGACCCCAGAGCGUGGUCCCCCUGAGCCAGGCUGGUGUCAGCGCACUGCUGACCCGGGGAAGCCGCUCGGACCCGCUGCAGCCUCCACCGUCGCGGGGACCGCGGAGCAGCACAGAGCAGGUGGUGCCCGGAGUCCGCAUCCCGGGACCUGGCCCGCAUCUCGAGGCCCGCUCCGGGGUCCGCUCGCUGGGAGAGCGGGGGUGCGGCCGCUCUGGCCGCCAGUGCUCUGGCCGCCAGUGCCCUGGCCACACUUGGCCGUGGCAGGGGGCCCGCUUCCGGGAGUGUUGGCUCGGCUCGGGCAGCGCCCGCGCAGUCCCAGCCCGCGAGAGACACGGGAUCCUGGGCCGAGCGCAGGCUGCGCGCGCGCGUCACGUGGGCGGCGCGGGCGCGCCCCGCCGCGGGAGGGGGCGGGGUCGGCGCGCGGCCUCCCGUGAAGCCCCGCGCGGGGAAGGACCGGAACUCCGGGCGGGCGGCUUGUUGUUAACAUGGCGGCGGGAGCUACCGGCACGUCUCCAGGAGGCGGCGGGGCCCACACCCGGAAGACGGGUCUCUUUUCGGCCUAGCGCGGCGGCCGCUGCGGACCCGGAAGUCCGGGCCGGUUGCUGA